This is a messenger RNA of Humulus lupulus (European hop), 3608 nucleotides long. RefSeq names its product glutamate receptor 3.2. Bases 526 to 3288 code for a protein of 920 amino acids. The transcript is spliced from 7 exons. Lineage: Eukaryota; Viridiplantae; Streptophyta; Magnoliopsida; Rosales; Cannabaceae. The record is from RefSeq and is a predicted model, not a curated record. Gene Ontology annotation, cellular component: plasma membrane. Gene Ontology annotation, molecular function: glutamate-gated receptor activity; G protein-coupled receptor activity. Gene Ontology annotation, biological process: G protein-coupled receptor signaling pathway.
AGGUCGUAUAUUUUGGGAUCCUGCUUGCUCUACUAAGCUACUUCUCACCAUUGUUCCCCACUAUCGUUAGAAGGCUCAACUAUUCCAUUAAAGAGAGAAACCCCAUGACCCUCCUUAAGUUUUUAAGUGGAAUAUCAACAUACCAAGUUUUUCUCUUAUUCUAAAGUCUUCAUCAUUAUCAUAAUUCCUUUCUUGUGACCCUCAAGCCAUACUCAUGUAUUGGUUUGGUAAGAUAGAUGUUUGAGGUUUUGUCUAGUUGUCUAUCACUUGCUUUUUCUGAUUAAGUAGCUCACACGUACAUCUUUGUGUUUGGUUCCUUCGAAUCUUUAAAUUGGUAUGUUUCUUCUUUUGGCAAAAGACCAUCGUUCUUAAUGUUAUAUAUACUAAUUCUUAUGUGCCUUCCGUACCGAAGCUCCUAUGCUCUUUUCUCUUUUGGUCUUGUUAAGAUUACUAAACUUGGAUGAAUACCUCCUAAGUUAAUGGUCAAACCAAAGGGUGUCUUAAGCUUCACAUAGGAAGCUCACCAUGAAUCUACCAUUGCUCCUCUUAAUAUUCAUUCUCUGCUUCUGGGCACAACGCUUAGAAGGAGCAGCCUCAUCAGGACCUGCAGAAGUGAACGUUGGAGCUAUUUUCACAUCAAGAACAAUCAAUGGUAGAGUCUCAAAGAUUGCCAUUGAGGCUGCACAGCAUGAUGUGAACUCAGAUAAGAGUGUUCUUGGUGGAACUAAAUUGUCUAUAUCGUUUCACGAUUCCAACUACAGUGGAUUUCUUGGCAUCGUUGGGGCACUGAGAUACAUGGAGUCUGAUACGGUAGCUAUAAUUGGUCCACAAAAUGCUGUAAUGGCCCACGUACUCUCACAUCUUGCAAAUGAGCUUCAUAUUCCAUUAUUGUCUUUCACAGCUCUUGAUCCUAACUUAUCACCACUACAGUACCCUUAUUUUGUUCAAACUGCACCUAAUGACCUAUUCCAGAUGGCUGCCAUUGCAGACAUGGUUAGUUAUUUCGGUUGGUCUGAGGUCAUUGCAAUCUUCACUGAUGAUGAUCAAAGUAGAAAUGGGGUAACGACAUUAGGUGACAAACUUGCUGAAAAACUUGGCAAAAUCUCCUACAAAGCAGCACUUCCACCUGAUCCAAAAGCAACUCGUAGUGAUGUUGAGAAACUAUUGGUACAGAUUCGUAUGAUGGAAAGUCGAGUAAUUGUCUUACACACAUUUUCAUAUUCAGGUCAGCUUGUUUUUGAAGUGGCACAGGAGCUUGGAAUGAUGGAGGCAGGUUAUGUUUGGAUAGCUUCUACUUGGUUAUCUACUGUUGUGGAUUCACUUCCACCACUUCCUCCAAAGACCAUUAAAUCUAUCCAAGGAGCUCUCACACUUCGUCCACACACACCGGAUUCAGACAAGAAAAGCGCCUUUAUUGCUAGGUGGAACCAGUUGAGUAAUGGCUCUAUUGGCUUGAACCCCUAUGGUUUAUAUGCUUACGAUACAGUUUGGAUUAUUGCUAGAGCUUUAAAAAGGCUUUUGGAUCAAGGGGGCACCAUUUCAUUCUCCAAUAACACAAACUUAAGAAGUCAAUCCAAAGGGACUCUGAAUCUUGGUGCAUUGAGCAAUUUCGAUGGUGGGGAGAAUCUACUCAACAACAUACUACAAACCAGUAUGUCAGGCCUGACUGGACCACUAGGAUUCAAUCAAGACAGAAUCCCAUGGAAACCUUCUUUUGACAUCAUUAAUAUAAUUGAUAAUGGAUACAAACAGAUUGGAUAUUGGUCUAACUAUUCUGGCCUUUCCGUUGAUUCCCCAGAGGUGCUUUAUACCAAGGCACCAAACAGGUCCAUUGCAAACCAACAUUUAGACAGUGUAGAAUGGCCAGGAGGUACAAGGAGCACACCUCGCGGCUGGGUUUUUCAAGGCAAUGGGAGGAAAUUGAGAAUUGGUGUCCCAAAACGAGUUAGUUAUAAGAACUUUGUAUCACAAAUAAACGGUACUGAUAUGGUUCAUGGAUACUGCAUUGAUGUGUUCCGUGCAGCUAUAAGACUGCUUCCUUACCCAGUUCCUUAUAAGUUCAUUCUGUUUGGAGACGAUCAUAAGAAUCCAAGCUAUUCCGAGCUUGUUAACAUGGUUUCAUCAGGUGUUUUUGAUGCUGCUGUAGGUGACAUUACCAUAGUCACAAAUAGAACAAAGGUUGUGGACUUCACUCAGCCUUACAUAGAGUCAGGGCUACUUGUGGUGACACCAGUCAGGAAGUUGAAUUCAAUCGCUUGGGCAUUCUUGAGACCAUUUACACCACUCAUGUGGGCUGUCACAGCAGUUUUUUUUUUCUUUGUUGGUGCAGUGGUUUGGAUACUUGAACAUAGAGUAAAUGAUGAGUUUAGAGGCCCACCUAAAAAACAGAUGAUCACAAUGAUAUGGUUUAGUCUCUCUACUAUGUUUUUUGCACAUAGAGAAAACACAAUGAGCACUCUUGGCCGGUUUGUGAUGCUCAUCUGGCUUUUCGUUGUUCUGAUCAUAACCUCAAGCUAUACUGCUAACCUGACAUCAAUCCUCACAGUACAACACUUAUCAUCUCCCAUCACUGGACUUGAUGCCUUGAUAACAAGCAAUCAACCAAUAGGAUUCCAAGUAGGAUCAUUUGCAGAAAACUACUUGAGAGAAGAACUCAACAUCCCACAAUCUAGACUUAUUGCUCUUGGCUCACCUCAAGAAUAUGCCAAGGCCCUUGAGAAUGGAACUGUGGCUGCAGUCAUCGACGAAAGACCAUACAUAGAACUCUUCCUAUCAGAACAUUGCAUGUUCGCAAUCCGUGGCCAAGAAUUCACCAAAAGUGGCUGGGGGUUUGCAUUUCCAAAAGACUCCCCACUAGCCAUUGACAUGUCAACCGCCAUGCUGACUCUCUCAGAGAAUGGCGAGCUUCAGAAGAUUCAUUCAAAAUGGAUAUCAAAAAAGGCUUGUAAUGCACAAAUCUCAGAUUUUGAGUCUGACCAGCUUCCAUUACAAAGCUUCUGGGGACUAUUUGUCAUCUGUGGCAUUGUAUGUUCUGUCUCUAUUGCAAUCUACUGUUACAAAGUUAUACGCCAAUUCAACCAGAGUUACCCUCAUGUCACUGACCCCUCUGGACAUGGCAGCUCUCGUUCUGAGAGAGUCAUGCACUUCUUAGCUUUCAUUGAUGAGAAAGAGGAAGGCCAUUCAAGUGUAAGGACGUUAAAAAGAAAAAGGAGUAGUGAUCUUUAUGAAAGUAGUAAUGGGAAUGGGAUAGAAGAUGAGUCAAGGCACAAUGGUAGAACUUGGCUUUAGUACCUAAUAGCAGUGAUAGUCAGUCCUAAUAUCUUAGAACUAAUUUAUUAACCAGUUGAUCUAGUUUACUUUAACAAAAUUUAUACCACUUUAUUGUCCAUGAAGAGAAAGGUGAAGACUUUUUUGUCCUGCCAUGAAGUCAUGGUGAUUUUUUUUGGCUGUUUUAACAUACAUAAUAUUAAUUGCUGGAUUUAGAUGUAAAACUACUUUGAAAUGUAUGAUAUUACUUACUCUCUUUUUUUUCUUAACAAAUGUACGUAUCAUAUUACUUACAGAUAAUGAUGAACAUAUAUAUAUAUAUAUAUAUAUAUUUUAUAUAA